This is a messenger RNA of Glycine soja, 1503 nucleotides long. RefSeq names its product two-component response regulator-like PRR95. Gene Ontology annotation, cellular component: nucleus. The record is from RefSeq and is a predicted model, not a curated record. Gene Ontology annotation, molecular function: protein binding. Gene Ontology annotation, biological process: regulation of flower development. NCBI's taxonomy places the organism in Eukaryota, Viridiplantae, Streptophyta, Magnoliopsida, Fabales, Fabaceae. Bases 254 to 1189 code for a protein of 311 amino acids. The transcript is spliced from 4 exons.
CUCAACUCUCAAUCUGCGUCGUUAAAGUGAGAAACUUUGUCGUGUUGUUCAAGGCCUUCAAUUUGAUCGUUCAAAGCUCGAAUUGUACUCACAGAAACAAAUACAUGAGACAAAAUAGCAUCCGUCACCAACCAAAAGAAGAAAAAAGAAACAACUAACUUCGUUAUUAUUAUUCUGUAAGUUGUUUCAAUAACCAUUUUCUGUUCUGUGUUGUUUUAGUCGAUUCAUUUCAGAGGUUCAAUUUUGUCUCUCUAUGUCUUCUGAUCUCUAUGCUUUUGACACUACCUUUUACACACAUUCAAACUCAGACUCGGUUUCCUCUGAUGGAGUUGGAGACCUUCCUUUUCUCUCGGAAUCUUUUCCUUUCUUCGCCAAUUCUCAAGAGAAUUCCAAUGCUCUUUAUAAUUCCCUCGACCCGUUUUCCCCUUCUUUUUUCUCUUUCUCACCUCCAAGUUCCCACUUGGAAAGCCUUAGCCUUUACCAUGCUAACCACGUGCAGCCUCUGUCAAAUGGCCAAAACUUGGCAAAUGAAUUUGGAAGCUUCUCAGCUUUUGAUGGGUCUGAAGUGAAAACUGAGGAAUGCCAAAUGGGUGUUGAUUAUGUCUACGGUCAGCAACUCCUUCCUCACAGUCACAGUUAUAGUGGUGCUGAGAAUUUUUCCAAGUACAUGCUGAGGAGCUUCAGCAGCAACUCCUACGAAGGGAAACCUUACAGUGACACUCGCGAGGAUUCUACAAAAUUUCAAAGCCAUGAGAUGAGUUCCCCUGAAGACACUGUCUUUGGUGGACAAAUGAGAAGGGUUUGCAGCACAGGAGAUUUGCAGAACAUGAAGGGAAAUCACAUGUCUCCAACGGAGGCGCCGUUGUUGGAGGAAUCGAACUUCAAAGUAGGGCGUUACAGUGCCGAGGAAAGAAAAGAAAGAAUUUCUAAAUACAGAGCCAAGAGAACCCAGAGGAACUUCAACAAAACCAUUAAGUAUGCAUGCCGAAAGACACUUGCAGAUAAUCGACCACGCAUACGUGGUAGAUUUGCCCGCAACGACGAGGCCAGCGAAACUCCCAAGGUUUCAUGUUCCACCCGAGAUGAAGAUGAUGUCGAUUUCUGGAUGGAAGAAUUGCGAUUGCAUGAAGAGCAAGACGAUGUAACAGUGGUAACAGAACAGUAUUUAAUUGAGAAAUUAUGGAGCUAGCCAGUUUCAAUACGGUGGCUUUUGAGUUUUAGAACACUGAAUUGAGCCUUAAGGAAAGUUCAGGCUCAUAGUGCUUUGUCAAGGAAAAGCCUCCAUAAGUAAUUUUAGGUGCAGAUGAUUUUUUUUCUUCCUUUUUUUAUGUUCAAUUAAAUAAAAUAUAUCGAUAAGUCCGUGUACGUGGAAUCUGAGAUGUUCCGGAGGACAAACAUGAAAUUGGGUUGUUAGACAAGGAUGCCCCGGUUAGAUUAGUUGUAGUUGCACACUUGCACCCCUAUAUAUUUUUUUAUUCCAAGUUAUGAUUUACCAAUUGAUUA